CAAACUCACAAAACUCAAAACCUCUUAAAUCUAUCUCUCUCGAUAUUAUCUAAAACAAAAAUAAAAAUGGAGGGCGGUGUAACGGCGGAACAAGGAACGGUGAAAUUUGCGGCGUGGAUCCGGCGACCGGAAAAUGCUCAUUUAGUAGCGCUGGGGAAGUUGAAACACGGCGAUCUCCCUGCUUCUCUUCAAAUUUUCACUUUCGAUCGUAUUACUAACUCUCUCUCUUCAUCUCCCGAGGCGAGUUAUGAGUUUGAAGAAGGAUGUGAUCCAGUAAGUAUAGCCGUUCAUCCAAGCGGUGAUGAUAUCGUUUGUUCUACUACCAAAGGCGGUUGCAGAUUGUUUCAGUUGUAUGGCCAAGAGAAGAAUAUUAAGAUGGUAACCAAAGACCUAAAGCCUCUCCAGGAGGUGGGACCACAAAAGUGCCUUGCCUUUAGCACAGAUGGAUCCAGAUUUGCUGCCGGAGGGAUGGAUGGGCAUCUCAGAAUACAUGAGUGGCCAAGCAUGCGAGUCAUAGUAGAUGAAUCAAAAGCUCACAAGUCAUUCAAUGAUAUGGACUUCAGCCUAGAUUCGGAGUUCCUAGCUUCAACAUCCACGGAUGGCUCUGCUAGGAUUUGGAAUGCUAAUGAUGGUGUCCCAGUAAACUCUUUGACUCGAAAUUCAGAUGAGAAAAUCGAGCUAUGUCGAUUUUCUAAGGAUGGGACAAAACCGUUUUUGUUUUGCACUGUCCAAAAGGGCAAUAAAUCAAUCACAGUUGUAUGGGACAUCAGUACGUGGAACAGAAUUGGGUUUAAAAGACUUCUUAGAAAGCCUGCUUGCGUGAUGUCAAUCAGCCUGGAUGGGAAGUAUUUAGCUCAGGCAAGUAAAGAUGGUGAUGUGUGUGUAGUAACAGUGAAGAAGAUGGAGGUUUCUCAUUGGAGUAAGAGGCUUCACUUGGGCUCUUCCAUCACCUCCCUGGAUUUCUGUCCCAGUGAAAGGGUUGUUCUUUCCACAUCUAAUGAAUGGGGUGCUAUGGUAACCAAGUUAAAUGUUCCUGCAGAUUGGAAAGAAUGGCAGAUAUAUGCUCUGCUUAUUGGACUAUUUUUAGCAUCUGCAAUCUUGUUCUACAUAUUCUUUGAGGCUUCUGAUUCGUUUUGGAACUUCCCGCUUGGAAAAAACCAACCCACUCGACCAAAGCUUGGUUCUUUUCUAGGAGAUCCUCAAUCUGAUGACAAAAACAUAUGGGGUCCUGUUGACAUGUAAACAUGUGUUACUUGAUCAUACUUAUCUGACUCAAAUGAUUCAUAGAAUGAAAAAUGAGGAAUCACUCAACUUUUAACUUGUAACCGUUUCAGGUAUCUCAUACCCUCGUAGAAUUGUGCACACUUGGUAAAAUGUGAAAACAAAAUAAAAUCGUGUUUGGUAAA
Messenger RNA from Erigeron canadensis, 1406 nucleotides. RefSeq names its product SEC12-like protein 1. Lineage: Eukaryota; Viridiplantae; Streptophyta; Magnoliopsida; Asterales; Asteraceae. Bases 67 to 1242 code for a protein of 391 amino acids. Gene Ontology annotation, molecular function: GTPase activator activity; protein binding; guanyl-nucleotide exchange factor activity. Gene Ontology annotation, biological process: protein secretion. The transcript has 10 exons. The record is from RefSeq and is a predicted model, not a curated record. Gene Ontology annotation, cellular component: endoplasmic reticulum membrane.